Molecule: messenger RNA, 1302 nt
Organism: Eremomyces bilateralis CBS 781.70
Lineage: Eukaryota; Fungi; Ascomycota; Dothideomycetes; Eremomycetales; Eremomycetaceae
Product: RNA-binding domain-containing protein
Exons: 8
Coding region: 1-1302 (433 amino acids)
Cellular component (GO): cytoplasm; nucleus
Molecular function (GO): mRNA binding
Source: RefSeq, a predicted model, not a curated record
AUGAGCGGAACUGCCGGUCCUACAGGAGGGUAUUCUGGGUCGUAUCAAUCUCGCGGACCUCCAUCCCGGAACUUCGAAGAUCGCGGCGUGGCAAAGGAUCAGAUGAUGCAGUCCUUGCGCGAGAACUCCCAGCAAGACCGUCGCGUCUAUGUGGGCAACCUGGCCUACGACGUGAAAUGGCAUCACUUGAAAGACUUCAUGCGACAGGCCGGCGAGGUCCUGUUCGCCGACGUACUCUUACUUCCCAAUGGAAUGUCGAAGGCAAGGAUUGUGGAAUACGCAACAAAGGACCAAGCGCAAAAUGCGGUCAACACGCUGAGCAAUCAAAAUCUGAUGGGUCGACUCGUCUACGUUCGAGAGGACCGUGAAUCCGAACCUCGCUUCACUGCGCCUGGAGCCUCCCGUGGUGGCUUCGACGGUGGCUUCGGCGGAGGCCGUGGAGGUUUUGGAGGCGGGCAUGGAGCUCCCGGUGGUGGUGGGCGCCAGAUCUACGUCUCCAACCUUCCCUACACCGUAGGCUGGCAGGAUCUGAAGGACCUCUUCCGCCAAGCAGCCGUGACAGGAUCUGUAAUCCGUGCCGAUGUGCACCAGACUCCCGACGGCCGUCCCAAAGGCUCCGGAAUCGUCGCGUUCGAGACUCCCGAUGACGCUCGCAAUGCGAUCCAGCAGUUCAACGGAUACGAAUGGCAGGGUCGUGCCCUCGAAGUUCGCGAAGAUCGAUUCGCCGGACCUCCCGCUGGAGCUUUCGGUGGCCGUGGUGGAUUUGGAGGAGGAUUUGGAGGAGGCAUGCGUGGUGGAUUUGGAGGUCGUGGUGGAUUUGGGGGUCGUGGAGGAUUUGACGGUGGACGUGGAGGAUUUGGCGGUGGACGUGGAGGAUUCGGAGGUCCUCCUAGCUAUGGUGGUGGUGCUCCUGGAUUCGGUGGAGGUGCUGCUCCGGGCGGUGCGCCAAACCCCUUCACUGACUCUGCGACGUCUGGAGGAGAGCGUAGUCCGAUCAUCUAUGUGCGAAAUCUCCCGUGGUCUACAAGCAAUGAGGAUCUGGUCGAGCUGUUCACCACCAUCGGCAAGGUCGAACGUGCCGAAAUUCAAUACGAACCGAAUGGCCGGUCCCGCGGUACCGGUGUCGUCGAGUUCGAUAGUGCAGAGAAUGCGGAGACCGCUAUCUCCAAGUUCACUGGCUACCAGUACGGCGGACGUCCCCUUGGACUUAGCUUCGUGCGGUACAGCACUCUCGGAAACGGCGACGGCAUGGCCAUGGAAACGGAUGCCAUCGGUGGCCUUACUCAGGAACAAAUCAUGUGA